This is a messenger RNA of Cynocephalus volans (Philippine flying lemur), 606 nucleotides long. RefSeq names its product neuromedin U (gene NMU). Gene Ontology annotation, cellular component: terminal bouton. Lineage: Eukaryota; Metazoa; Chordata; Mammalia; Dermoptera; Cynocephalidae. Bases 1 to 534 code for a protein of 177 amino acids. The transcript is spliced from 10 exons. Gene Ontology annotation, biological process: positive regulation of synaptic transmission; neuropeptide signaling pathway; positive regulation of smooth muscle contraction. Gene Ontology annotation, molecular function: neuromedin U receptor binding. The record is from RefSeq and is a predicted model, not a curated record.
AUGCCGCGAGCCGCGAGCCGCCGCCCCGGGCCGCCCCCGGGACAGGCGGCCGCGGCGUCCCCGCUCCUGCUGCUGCUGCUCGCCUGCUGCGCGGGCGCCUGCCGAGGUUUUCCAAUGUUACCUCAAGGAUUACAGCCUGAACAAGAACUACAGUUGUGGAAUGAGAUAGUUGAUGCUUGUUCAUCUUUUCUGUACAUUGAUUCCCAGCCUCAGGCAUCCAGUGCACUGGAGGAGCUGUGCUUUGCAAUUAUGAGAAUUCUACCAAAGCCUCAGGAACAAGAUGAAAAAGAUAAUACCAAAAGGUUCUUAUUUCAUUAUUCGAAGACACAGAAGUUGGGCAAUUCUAAUGUUGUGUCGUCGGUCGUGCAUCCAUUGCUGCAGCUCGUUCCUCAACUGCAGGAGAGAAGAAUGAAGAGGUUCAGAGUACACGAAAAAUUUCAAAGUCCUUUUGCAAGUCAAGGUCGAAGCUUCUUUUUAUUCAGGCCACGCAAUGGAAAAAGGUCAGCCAGUUUCAUUAAAAUGGAUGCCAGCUGAUUUUCCACACAAGCAAGUGCUAUGGAAUACAAAAUCUAUUGACAUUUUUUCUUCUCAGAAACAAUCCUUGCU